AGAACUUCCCAGAAAUCUAGCAGGAGGAAAAAAAAAAAAGUCAGAUUAAACGAAUUUUACUAAAGAUGAUUUCCAGUUGACAACAGUAGACAUGAUGACUUGUUAUAACAGAUGCAUUUAAUCUUGUUACCUCUGCCAAGGUGAAGGUCAUGUUUUUCUGAAAUGUGUUGGUUGGUUUGUUCAUAGCAUAACUCAACUACCCCUUUGCAGCCGUAUGCCUCCGCCAACCAGUCAAAUUCAUGGGUAUAGACAAGAAGUAAGGUAAAUGACCUUGACCUUUGACCACUAAAAUCUAAUGGGUUUAUCCUUGAGUGCAAAUGGACACUCGUGGUAAAUUUGAAGAAAUUCCCUCAAGGUGUUCCUGACAUUGCUUUCACAAUAAUCCAGUGGAUGGACAGAAGGACAGACUUCUUAAAAUUUUAGUUUUCAGUAUCUGGGUUCUUUGCCUUGUCAGUGUUUCCUACCACACAGCUGCUUCUAGGCUUUUAGUUUGUUUAUUUAACACAGAGACGCCUUCACCCAAUACAAACUCAAUGGAGAGCGAGGAAUUAUAUCCUCCCGCGAUGAACGUGGCUUUCAGAGCCUAAGGCGUUGCUGUCUGUGUCUUUAACGAAAAGCCCGCCCACUCCCCUUGUGACGCAACAAGGAUGAUAUAACAAAACAUCGGCGAGCAGGAAAUAGCCUCCUAUGAAAUAUUAUUAGAUGUAAUAACCUCACCUGUUUGGCAAUUUGUGGGGAUUUGAUUUGUUGAUGCCGUAAGAAUAGCAGUGAAUAAGAAAUAGCUCUCAGUGUUGUAAUGAGCAUGGAAGGUUGUCAGGGCAAAAUGUUUAUAUCGCUCCAGAUUUACGCUUCAAUUUGGCUUCUUCCACUUGGACGUGCAUCAUUACCUCUCGUUAUCAAUACGUGGCCAUUCAGUGACCCAACCGCUGAAGCAUGGCGUACCCUGCAGUCCUGUGGCUCAGCGUUAGAUGCUGUGGAAAAGGGCCUUACCAGCUGUGAAAUGCAACCAUGUGCUCCCACUGUCGGCUUUGGUGGAAGCCCAGAUGAGUCUGGAGAGACCACACUGGAUGCCAUGAUUAUGAACGGGGACACGAUGGAGGUGGGUGCAGUUGCAAACCUGAGAAGAAUUAAGAAUGCCAUUGGAGUUGCAAAAGCUGUAAUGACGUACACUGACCACACACUGCUAGUGGGAGAGUCAGCUUCUGUGUUUGCUGAAAACAUGGGCUUCACUGCAGAAGACCUGACUACCAACAUAUCUAUGAAUAUUUUCUUACAGUGGCUGAAGGGCAGCUGCCAACCUAAUUUUCGAAAGGUGCGUCUAUUAAGAGCGUGUGUUUUUCUGACUUGUGUUGGCUACAGGCGUGCUGCUUCUAAAAGACUGAUAUUAAGUAGGGAAAUUGACAGGCAUAUUAAAUUAGUUCAUAAGAAGCCAGCUUUCCUGUUUGAGGUGAUGCCCUACAGCGCUGAGAUGUUGCUAUUCUUUAAAACUCUCCUGUUCACUUCCCCAACAGCAUCCCCAAAUCUCCAGACUAAGAUUUCUUUGUUCCUUUGAAGGCAGCCAUUAUCGUUCCAGCGAGCAUAUGCAGUGUCCUAUUGAUCCAGUUUACACCAUUUAGAGACAUUUGUAAGCACUGAUAAAUGAUAACAAAAGUCAGAGGAAAGAAAACAGUACUGGUGCAGUAUAGGUCUCCAUGUAUCUACUGUAUGGCUCUAGAAUGACUGGCU
Molecule: messenger RNA, 1725 nt
Organism: Monopterus albus (swamp eel)
Lineage: Eukaryota; Metazoa; Chordata; Actinopteri; Synbranchiformes; Synbranchidae
Gene: aga
Product: aspartylglucosaminidase
Exons: 4
Coding region: 797-1552 (251 amino acids)
Biological process (GO): protein deglycosylation
Cellular component (GO): cytoplasm; lysosome
Molecular function (GO): N4-(beta-N-acetylglucosaminyl)-L-asparaginase activity
Source: RefSeq, a predicted model, not a curated record